Molecule: messenger RNA, 1744 nt
Organism: Carcharodon carcharias (great white shark)
Lineage: Eukaryota; Metazoa; Chordata; Chondrichthyes; Lamniformes; Lamnidae
Product: integrin alpha-X-like
Exons: 13
Coding region: 1-1413 (470 amino acids)
Biological process (GO): cell-matrix adhesion; cell-cell adhesion; integrin-mediated signaling pathway
Cellular component (GO): external side of plasma membrane; integrin complex
Molecular function (GO): integrin binding
Source: RefSeq, a predicted model, not a curated record
AUGGCUCAUUUUUACACCUCCGCCAGGGCGUGGGGGGAGUGUGGGCGUGGCUGGAGAGGUCCAGCAUUCGUUACGCGUCCCGAAGUGCCUCUUGAUAAGGUAGUGGUGAGCCGCCUCCUUGACCCACUGUGGCACAUGCUGUUCGACAGGGAGAAGGAUAAACAUUGGGUUCCGCAAAUCGAUCGAUAUCAUAAUAAUCUGUUUCCAAUCUUGCAGCUCCCAUUCGAGAAGAAUUGUGGACAGGAUGGUGUGUGCAUUGCAAACUUGGACGUGAAAUUCAUCUCCACUGGGGCUGACAUUUUAACUGUGCAUGUCGGAGCACAGUUGAACCUCACCGUACAGCUGAAGAACUUGGCUGAGAAUUCCUACAGGACAGCCGUUGAAUUCAAUCAUCCACAUGGAAUUACUUUCCGUAAAGUGACCAUCAUAAAGUCCAACAGGAAAGUCCCUGUUGCCUGUACUGACAGUGUCACCCGAGAGGACAGGAGUUUGACAAAUUGCAACAUCUCCCAUCCAGUAUUCGCUCAACAUGCAGAGGUCACUUUCAUUCUUACACUCGAUGUCUCGAACUCUGAAACCUGGAGUCACUCAAUUCUGCUGAAUGUUACAUCCACCAGUGAGAACGAAGACGCCAGCACUUUACAGGAUAACAGGGCCUCUCUUGACAUCGCUGUCCGACACCGUGUCAAUCUGCUGGUGAGGAGCUUGGACUCCACAAGUUACCUCAAUUUCUCCCUGACAUCCCUGGAGUCGAAGGAGGUGGUUCAUCGAUACAAGGUCGAGAAUCUGUUCGGCCGACCGGUGCCCGUCAACGUAACCUUCAUCGCCGCCCAGCGAACCUGCUGCUCUCUCCUCUGGGACCUGUUGACCAUCAAGACAGAGCAGCCGAAGACCAAUCAGACUCGCUGUGCCGUUUUGGGAGAGGUCAGAGGUCACACCGCGGCCAAGGGCAACUGGACAGGGCACGACUGCCGGGCGGAGAGCUGCUGGGUGAUACACUGCACGGUCGACCAGCUGGCGCCGCAGGAGCCGCUGACCUUCGUCCUGUGGGGGUACCUGUCCCUCAGCAACAUGUCACAGGCAGAAUCACGGACCUAUGACCUGCAGAGUGGAGCAUGGAUAUCAUUCGAUCAGGAGAAAUAUCAGCAGGCCGGAGAUGAGAAGAAUAAUCUCCAAUUCCUCUACGCAAAUGUGACAACUCAUGUGGAUACCAUAAAGGAGGUGGAUUAUAUUCCGUACAUUUCGGGAGGGGCUGUAGGUGGACUGUUGCUACUGAUUCUAGCUGGGGUAAUACUCUGGAAGGCAGGGUUCUUUAAACGAAAAUUCAAAGACCAGAUGGCGGAGAACGUUGGCCUGGAGGCUACAGAAGACAAUUGCUCCGAGCCUUUAAACAAAGAUUCCCCAGCGACGUAGCCCUCUACCUGUGCCGCUGGAACGCCUCGUCUGUGGAUGUUUCAAUCGUGAGAUCACUGAUUCCGCUCUUGCCCCUGUCAGUAACUGCUCGGUUUCACGAAGAGGAUGCUGUUCAUUUUAUCAGGAGCUUUGCUUGCCGAGGUGAAUGUCGCCUCGUGACUGACGCUGGCUGUUUCCUGUUGUGUGAUGUUUAAAUAGACUCUGUAGACUGUUUGCUGCAGCGCGCUCUUUAAAUAGGCCCUGUGGACUGAUGGCUGUAGGGCUGUGCUGAAAUAGACACUGUAGACUGUUUGCUGCAGUCCGCUGUUUAAAUAGACUCGGUAGACUGUUU